CAUGCGAAUUUGCACUUUUCGUUUUAAGUUCCAGCUCCUAUGAGUGGACUUUUAGUUGUCCCCCCCCAUUUUGAUUUCUCUGGUUCAAGCGAAAAUGUUGCUCAAAAAGUCAAGGAAGCAGAAAUUACAGAGCAAGAUUCUCUUCUUCUGACAAGAAAUCUGCUUCGAAUUGCCAUAUUCAACAUCAGUUACAUCAGAGGCCUUUUCCCUGAGAAAUAUUUCAAUGACAAAUCUGUUCCUGCUCUAGAAAUGAAGAUUAAGAAGCUCAUGCCUAUGGAUGCUGAGUCUAGAAGGCUCAUUGACUGGAUGGAAAAAGGUGUUUAUGAUGCGUUGCAAAAGAAAUAUCUUAAAACGCUCCUGUUCUGUAUCUGUGAAGAGAUAGAUGGUCCCAUGAUCGAGGAGUAUGCAUUUUCCUUCAGUUAUUCAGACUCUGAUUCAGAUGAAGUUUCCAUGAACGUUAAUCGUAGUGGAAACAAAAAGCAGGGAGCUACUUUCAAAGCUAAUAACAACGAGAUUACUCCAAAUCAAAUGAGGAGCUCUGCUUGCAAGAUGGUUCGAACUUUGGUUCAGUUGAUGAGAACCCUUGACCGCAUGCCAGCUGAGCGAACUAUUUUGAUGAAGCUCCUGUAUUACGACGAUGUGACACCCAUGGAUUAUGAGCCCCCAUUUUUCCGAGGCUGCUUGGAGCAAGAAGCUAGGAAUUCAUGGACAAAGAAUCCUCUUAAAAUGGAGGUUGGGAACGUCAAUAGCAAGCAUUUCAUGCUCGCAUUAAAGGUGAAGAGCAUCCUUGAUCCUUGUGAGGACGAGAACGAAGAUGUUCAGGAGGACGAUGCAGCCAGCUUGAUGGCGGACUCCGAUGAGGAUAAGAGCGAUGACUCUUCCUCUACUGAUAGUGAGGUUGAUCAUUCACAACAAGACCAAUUCAUCGUUGCACCAAUUCGUGCUGAAAUGCCGAUCCAAAGACGUGAUGAAGAUGAUCCUAUGGUUCAAGAAGAUGAUACUCAAGAUGCUGCAGAGGAAGGAGAAAACACUUCUCGUGUAAGAGAGUGGAUCCUCUCCAGACACACGGAUACUGUUGAUAUGACCGAUGUCCUAUCAAAUUUCCCUGAAAUAUCACUGGUUUUAACCGAAGAGAUCAUGGACAAGCUGUUAAAGGAAGGGCUUCUAACCAAAACUGGAAGAGAUGCUUACACAAUUAACAGGCAAAAGAGACCCGAUUCCAAUUUGUUCCUUGUUAAAGAAGAGAGGGACUUGCCUGGAAACCAGAGUGCUGCAAAAGGAAAAAAUGAGCCUGAGGAAGAUCACAUGUAUAUGAAGGCCUUGUAUCAUGCUCUACCCAUGGACUAUGUCACAGUAGCAAAGCUUCAGAGCAAGCUAGAUGGCCAAGCAAACCAGACCACUGUUCGCAAGCUGAUUGAUAAAAUGGCCCAGGAUGGAUUUAUUGAAGGCAAGGCUUUAAGAAGGCUAGGCAAGCGUGUUAUCCACUCAGAGUCAACUGAUAAGAAGCUUUUGGAAAUCAAGAAAGCUCUCGACAUUCAACCAUCUGGAGCGGUAAAAAAUGGGCCAGCAUCUGAAUCCAAUAAUAUGGAGGCCUUUGAAAAGGGUGUAAACCAUAUCAGAUUACCUGAAGCGUCAGUGUAUGGUGGACUGCACUCAAUUGGGUCAGAUUUGACUCGGACUAGAGCGCACCAGAGCGAAUCUACUCGGAGCGAGCAGACUUCAUGUGUGGAUGCAAAAGGGCAUCCUCGAACACCUAUGAGCAUGGCCCAGCAGCCGAUUGCGUCUAGAGAGAGUAUGAUACCGGGGAUUGCAGGAGAAGCAUUGAAUCACAGAGGCUACGGUGGUCCUGAUGCCAUCAGAUGCACCCAGCAGUCCACACAAGACAAGCGCUCACGCAGGGCUAGCAUGGUAAAGGAUCCCAUUGAGCAAUACGCCAAGCGCCCUAAGCCUCUAAUUGCCUGACCAUUCUCAGCAUUAAAGCAUUCCCUACCCUUCACUGCACCUAUCGCUACCCCCUACCCACCAUCCUCUCUCUAAAAUGGCUCGCAAACUUUGUAUAUAACAGGUAUAAGAGCCUCAUUCUUUCUCUCUCUAUGAAAGGAUAUCUGAAGAUUUCCUUCCUCUGACUUCCAAGGGAUUGCAUGAACUGUUUUCCUUUGAUAUUUUUCUUGGAUAGAAGCAUAGGCCUAUCUGCUCCUAUAUUUGCAUAAAUAUUGGAAAUGCUAUGCUUAUCCAAAGUAUAAUAGACUUGCCGCAUUGAAAAUGUAAUUGAGAAGGGAUUGUCUACAAAGAAUUUAUCUUUUGUA
Amborella trichopoda is the source of this 2306-nucleotide messenger RNA. It is a transcript of the gene ASY1, whose product is annotated as DNA-binding HORMA family protein. The record is from RefSeq and is a predicted model, not a curated record. NCBI's taxonomy places the organism in Eukaryota, Viridiplantae, Streptophyta, Magnoliopsida, Amborellales, Amborellaceae.